This is a messenger RNA of Dentiscutata erythropus, 286 nucleotides long. NCBI's taxonomy places the organism in Eukaryota, Fungi, Glomeromycota, Glomeromycetes, Diversisporales, Gigasporaceae. The record is from the annotation of a GenBank genome assembly.
AUAAAAUAAUUGAUAAAGGUAAAGGAUUACCGGAUCAUCAAAUCCCAAGAAUUGAAAAUUUAAUUAAUUCUAUGACAUAUUCUAAAGAUAAAAGUAAAAAUGAAAUAUUGUCGUCAUACUUACAAAAUAAAGCAAUUGAAUUUGUAAAUAGUGGGCUUUUUAAGCACUAUUCGUCCGCUAAUUCUGUACAAGAUAAAAUAAAGCAAUUAGAAACUGAAAACAAUAAAUUAGCAAAAUUAGUAGAAAAAUCCAACAAUGAGCUUAGAUCUUUCUAUAUGAAGGUUGU